Messenger RNA from Uloborus diversus, 2277 nucleotides. Its product is annotated as sodium-coupled neutral amino acid transporter 7-like. The transcript is spliced from 11 exons. The coding region runs from base 238 to 1857 and encodes 539 amino acids. Gene Ontology annotation, molecular function: amino acid transmembrane transporter activity. Gene Ontology annotation, biological process: amino acid transmembrane transport. The record is from RefSeq and is a predicted model, not a curated record. Lineage: Eukaryota; Metazoa; Arthropoda; Arachnida; Araneae; Uloboridae.
UCAGUUCGGACAGAUCUUGAAAUACGGAAAUGUUUUGUGAUAUGUACUCGGACAGUCUUCCUCUGACUUUUAAUCGUUGUGUGCUUUGUGAUCAUGAGAGUUGCUGAAGAAAAUCCCUCGAGGUUUUUGUUUAUAUCAGUCAUCAGUGUUGUUUAAAUGGAAUUUUCGUGUAACUAAGCGUACAGACAGCUAGUCAACUAACUUCACGAGAAAGAACUAUCCGUAACUUAGCUGAGAAUGGCGAAAUUCCAUGAAAGCAGCGAAGAGUUACCUAGCCACCUUCAAUGGACAUUGUCCAAAGAUGUUUUCCAAAAAGUUCUUUCUGGAGCCUCAUGGUUGUCUAAAUCUACAGCUACCCUUCAUAAUUUUCGACACGGGGAGCAACAAUCUUUGCUGAAAAACAAAAGAAACCUUUCUUGCAACGAAUUAUAUCAAGGAAAAUCAGUACAGUACAGGACGUACUUACACCCGCAUGGAAAGAGACCUCUAUGGCUAUCAAGGACUCACCUACCUUCAAACCUGUCAGCAGACGAACCAGUCACCAUAUCAGAUGUUUGCAGAACGGUCACACCUCUAAUCCCACCCAUUCCAGAACAUGAAGAAGGCGUCAGUUGGAUAACGGCAGCUUUCCUUCUUCUCAAUGCUGCGCUUGGCAUUGGAAUACUCAACUUUCCUGCAGGCUACGAUCAAGCGGGCGGAAUUCUAUAUGCUACAUUCACGCAGCUAUUCAUGGUCAUAAUCAUCAUUCUCACCAUGCUCAUAUUGGCUUAUUGUUCCGAUGUCAACCUCGAUGUUACAUAUCACGACGUACUCCUAUCCAUGUGCGGUCGCAAUGCGCAAAAAUUGGCCGCUCUCUCAAUAUGUUGCACGUGUUACGGAGUUUGUGUUGCCAUCUUCAUCAUCAUUGGUGAUCAAUUAGAUCGAAUGUUCCUAGCAAUUUUUGGCUCAACUUUUUGUCAUCAGUGGUACUUAGAGCGUCAUUUUACAAUAACUGUGGCGUCUAUUUUGCUUGUGUUGCCCAUCUGCUACUUCAAAAGAGUGGACUUUUUACGAUAUGUCGGUUCAUUGGGCAUUUUUGCUAUGCUCUACCCUGUGUUCCUAACAGUGUACGGAUAUUUUAAACUAGAUGUUAAAAAUGUGCACAUCAAAACAGAACCAGACAGCAUAGCUCAACUCUUCGUUGUUGUACCGGUACUCUGCUUUGCAUACCAAUGUCAAGAAGUUGUUGUUCCCGUCUACGCUUGCAUGAAAAAUAGGACUCUGCGUAGUUUCUCUAAAUCAUGCUGCUUGGCAAUGAGCGUUCUUGUGAUUAUUUAUUCAAUCAUCGGGUGCUUCGGAUACUUGACGUUUGGAUCCUUGGUUUCCCCAAACGUGAUGAAAAUGUAUAACGCCGAUGAUCCUGUUGUGAUGAUCGGCAUUGGAGCUCUCAUCCUGAAAAUGGUUGUCACCUAUCCCGUGCUGGCUUUAUGCGGAAGGGGUGCUGUUGAUGGACUCUACGCUGAAUUCUUUCGAUUGUCGGCUGGAGAGUUCAUUCACGGUGAGAAAAAACGGCGGAUCAUCAUUGCAAGCACUUGGUUUGGAAGCUCACUCUUGGUGGCGCUCUAUACCAGCAGUAUCGGGACUGUAAUCCACGCCCUUGGUGCUGUAUCAUCAGCUAACAUAUUUAUUUAUCCAGGUUUAUGCCUUCUGAAAGUUGUGCUUCAAGUAGAUCCAGACUUCAGACGAUGGAGAAGUGUAUUCCUCGUUAUUGGCGCUAUAGUGUUGUGUUCACUUGGCGCCUUUUUUGCCGGAAUAAUACUUGUAGACACUUUUUUCACCGGAAAAGCUAGCUACGACAACGAGCUAUUAUGUUCCUAAAUUAUUUGAAUGUUCAUCUUGUGUCUAAUUGCAGCCUCCAAUGUAUUGUAGGAUUGUAAUUGUGUUGUUGUAUUUACAAUCCAACUCUACUUGCAAAAAAAGAGUAUUUGCAUAUCAGGGAUAGAUAUAUUGAAACGAGAGUAUGAGUUUUCCUCUUUAGGAUAGUUUAUUAUGAAGUUUAGUACAUGAGAAAACUUUGUUAUAAUGGAAUUUUUAUGGAUAUAAAAAAUCCAUCUGAAGACAGUAAUUGAUCUGAAUCCGGUGAAACUCAGAUCAGCAGAAUAUGCAAACUUUCCAUCGUGAAGAAGCGAAUCGGAUGUAAUAACAGAUAUAAGUUAGUAACUGAAUUUUAUUAUAUUUUUUUGCAGAUUGAAACGAAAACUUCAUUAAACUCUUCUAUCCACCCCCCCCCCCAUAAUA